Messenger RNA from Colias croceus (clouded yellow), 2478 nucleotides. RefSeq lists its product as uncharacterized. The coding region runs from base 151 to 2349 and encodes 732 amino acids. The record is from RefSeq and is a predicted model, not a curated record. The transcript has 3 exons. NCBI's taxonomy places the organism in Eukaryota, Metazoa, Arthropoda, Insecta, Lepidoptera, Pieridae.
UAUGAGCGUGCUUUCGGAUAGCGCAUCUUGUGAACUCUUCCGAGGUAUAAAAGAACGUAACAUAGUGAUUCACGAACCCAUUGCUUUACGUAUUCGACCACUGGAACACGAAAUCAGAAGUGAAGCGGCUUUUAUUAUCCGGUAGCAACGAUGCGGUGGAUUACUUUGAUAUUAUGCUGCACGCUGGUUGCUAUAACAAUUGCCGAUCCGGAACCCAAGAAAUACAAGCCAGGCGCAGUGGAAAAAGAUAAAAAGACAGAUGCACUCAGUGAUGACGAAAGAAAAUUUUUACGAGAAGUCGAAGAAAAGUUUGGUGUAAAGUCUGAAGUUCCUAGUGCGAAAAAGGGAGAAGUAGAAAUAAAAGAAGAUGAAGAAAUAAAGAAGAGUGGUAAUGAUACGAAACCUGCAGAACAAAAAUUGACUUUCCCCGCUGUAAUUGCCAUUGAAAUAGUCAAUGAUACUGACUCUAAAUAUAAAGGAAAAAGAACAAUUGAUGCCAACCUAGGGUAUGGCUAUAAGACAAAUAAUGGAUAUACUUACAGUUAUUUUGGUAAAUCAGCGCAAGACAAAGGAAAGUUUAUGAUUUAUCCUUAUUCACAAGAAGAUAUUCCUGGACAUCAAACAAUCUAUAAUUCUGACUACAUGCAAGUUGGCAACAAGUAUCAAAAAACGACAACAAAUGUAGAAAUUCAACCAUCGCAAGCUUAUGAACUAGUGCCUGUUAAAGAUGAGCAUUCAUCUUAUGAUUAUAAGAAACCUGAGAUUGAAUUCAAGACUCCUUCUCCACCCGUAUCACAAAAAUCAAAUGAUGCACCUACAUCAACUUUGUACACUACAUACAAUGGCCAAGAAUUCUCAGGCUUAAGUGCGCAGUUUCCUACUUUAAUGCCGAAUUACUUUGUUAACCCCUCACAAUUACUUACCAAUCCCCAAUAUCAAAAUGCAGGAUUAACCCAAGACGUAAUAAGUUCACACCAGUCUCAGUUAGGUCAAAGAAUAGUACCUGUUUUAGUUUUAAGAAUACCAAGUUCUUCGAUAAAGAAUCCUUCAGCAGAGCUUUAUGCAAAUUUGCCUAAUAAUUAUCCACUAUCAUCUUAUCUUAAUAAUGUCAAUUUACAGCAGUUAGUAAAUCAAUAUUUCAAAAAACAUGGUUAUUCAUUCGCUCCUCAAAUCAUGGCUUAUCAAAAUUCUCCAGUGGCUCAAACUGAGAGCGAGCCACAACAUUACGCUAAUCCAUAUGUAAAACCUUCAUACACCCAGUCUGAUUACUCAGGCGUACAGUAUUCUGCUGUUAAACCAGUAAUGGCUAGAUAUCCUUCAACAAAUAAUCAACCCAAAUAUUUUGUGCCACAGUCUCAAUCUCUCUAUCGUCAACCAUCGCAACAACGCUAUGAGUACCAAUAUCAAUACGUACCACAAAUGGCUGGGCCGUCCCAUCACUACGUUCAACCUCAAUAUCAACAGCCGGAACAUGUACAGCAGUACCAAACCUUGCACACUACUGUUCAGCAGAGUGAAAACGUUCCAGAAUCAUACAAUGUUGAGUACAAGUCACAAGCGGCUAGCCAAGAAGCAUUGCCAGCAAGCUAUGAUGCCGCUAGUGUAGAGCAACAAAGUAAUAUUCAGUCAGGUCAAUCGUAUUAUUCCUCAGCCGAUACACAAGCGGCUCAGUACGAAGAAGAAGGAGAAAACGUAGGGUAUUCCAAAGAGGCAGUACAGUCAAACUACGACCUAGCUAAAACAGUUCCAUCUUCAUAUUCAUCAAGUUCAACAAGUCAGAAAGAUGCUGAAGUGUCAGUCUACCCCUCACGUCUUAUUCACACUGAACAAUAUGAAGAAAUCAGUGGGGGUAAUCCAAGUCAAGAUGUAUAUUCCUACCAAUCGCAAGCCGCCGCAAGUCAGACACCAAAAGGAUUUACGCUUUCCGAAAACUACCCAAGCAAAGAUCAUACAAUAGCAACAGUGUUUCCGUAUCCAUAUAAUGCUCCGCAGAAGCCGACACAAACCGUUCAAACUGUAAGCUAUGUUACUCCUAUGCCAUCUGCAAAAUAUCAAUCUCAAUUCAGAAUCAUGGUACCACAAAGAGUAUUCAAAUCACCCUCGAGUGAAAAGGUUUCUUAUGUCAAUUCGAUGCAUUAUCUUCAAGCAGGGCGUUAUACUCAAGAUCUAAAUCCUGAAGAAGAAUAUUCAGUUAGUUCACAAUACGUACCAGUAGCAAGCAAACCUUCAUAUUCUCGUAAUUACCACUCUCUUCCGAAAAGAAUGUCUAAACCAGACAAUAAAAUGGAAUCAUCUGUGAAAGUAGCAGUGAAGAAACAAAGCGAGAGAAGUGAAAAGAAGUCGUCGUAAAUGUAAAAUUGUGGCAAAAAUGAACUGUAAAUAUAGAUGGUAAUUAAAUGUAGUCAGAGUAAUGUCAUAUUUAUACUUAAAAGUGAAUUGUUAACGAUAGCAUAAGAUUAUAAUAAAAUGUUAAACCUA